Molecule: messenger RNA, 1549 nt
Organism: Ochotona princeps (American pika)
Lineage: Eukaryota; Metazoa; Chordata; Mammalia; Lagomorpha; Ochotonidae
Gene: SCRN2
Product: secernin 2
Exons: 8
Coding region: 142-1419 (425 amino acids)
Biological process (GO): proteolysis
Molecular function (GO): cysteine-type exopeptidase activity; dipeptidase activity
Source: RefSeq, a predicted model, not a curated record
GCCUGCACGGGUGAGCUUAGGGCCAGAGUCAAGACAGGGUGCCACGAUUGCCCCUUGGGACCAAGGCUUCCAGCAGGGACAGGACCCUCGUAGCUGCUGACGACGCCCAGGCCUGCAGCCCGGCGGACAGUGAAUGCCUCGAUGGCGUCGCCGAGCCCGGACACUCCGUGUUCCUGCGACUGCUUUGUCUCUGUGCCCCCAGCCUCGGCCAUCCCAGCUGUGAUCUUUGCCAAGAACUCAGACCGACCCCGGGAUGAGGUGCAGGAGGUGGUGUUUGUGCCCGCAAGCACGCACGCUCCCGGGAGCCGGCUGCAGUGCACCUACAUUGAGGUGGAGCAGGUGACAAAGACCCACGCCGUGGUCCUCAGCCGUCCCUCGUGGCUCUGGGGGGCUGAGAUGGGCGCCAACGAGCAUGGUGUCUGCAUAGGCAAUGAGGCCGUAUGGACCAAGGAGCCAGUGGGCGAGGGGGAAGCCCUGCUGGGCAUGGACCUGCUCAGGCUGGCCCUUGAGCGGAGCAGCUCUGCCCGGGAGGCCUGGCAUGUGAUCACAGACUUGCUGGAGCGCUACGGACAGGGGGGCAGCUGUCGGGAGGACCCCACGCCCUUCUGCUACCACAACACCUUCCUGAUGGCUGACCGUACUGAGGCAUGGGUGCUAGAGACGGCCGGGAGGCUGUGGGCCGUGCAGAGGAUCCAGGAGGGGGCCCGCAACUUGUCCAACCAGCUGAGCAUUGGCACAGACAUCUCAGCCGAGCACCCGGAGCUGCGGACUCACGCGAGGGCCCAGGGCUGGUGGGACGGGCAUGGUGCCUUUGACUUUGCCCAAGUCUUCUCCCUGACCCAGCAGCCUGUGCGCAUGGAGGCCGCCAAGGCCCGCUUCCGGGCCGGACGGGAGCUGCUGCAGCGACAGCAAGGGACCCUCACGGCCGAGGUGAUGAUGGACAUCCUCAGAAACAAGGAGAGUGGCAUCUGCAUGGACUCCGGAGGCUUCCGUACCACGGCCAGCAUGGUAUCCAUCCUGCCCCGGGACCCCACACAGCCCUGCGUGCACUUCUUCACAGCUACACCAGACCCAUCCAGGUCUGUGUUCAAACCUUUCAUCUUCGGACAGGGGGUAGCCCAGUCCCCCCAGGUGCUGUCUCCCACCUUUGGAGCACAGGACCCUGUUCGGACCCUGCCCCGAUUCCAGGCUCAGGUGGAUCGCAGGCACAGCCUCUACCGGGGACACCAGGCGGCCCUGGAGCUGAUGGAGAGCCAGCAGGGUCCCGGCCAGCAGCUCUGGCAGAAGCAGCGGGAUUUGGAGCAGGAAGGCCUGGAGGCCAUGCGGAGGUUACUGGCUGGCGAGUGGAGCCCAUCAACCCAGGAACUGGCUGGCCUCUUCCAGGCCUUUGUGCUGAAAGAGGGCCAGGCCUACGCAUGAGUGUAGAGCUCCUGCCCGCCUGGCACGGGCCCAGAACCCAGGCAUGGGGCUCAGGCGGAGCCUGCAGCUGUGUUUUGACUGGGCUGCUGGGCCUGGACCUUAAUAAAGGUUUGAUUUCUUGCUCAGUGAA